This is a messenger RNA of Meloidogyne enterolobii, 580 nucleotides long. The record is from the annotation of a GenBank genome assembly. Lineage: Eukaryota; Metazoa; Nematoda; Chromadorea; Rhabditida; Meloidogynidae.
UACAAUUUUUUCUUGAAUUUUACACAAACCACUAUUUAUUUAGGGAUAAUUUAUUUAUUCUUCAUAAAUUUUUUAGAUGUUUCUUUCUGUUGAAGAUAUUAACCGUCAAUGUCCUAGAGCAGUUAAUCCUAACGACACAAAUAAUUGGGAAACAUUUCCCUUUGAUGAUAAUUGCUUAAAAUCAUUUUUUCAUAAAUUAACUGCACACCUUCGACGUUAUUAUAUUUGGGAAACUGCAGUUUAUACUUCUUUUUAUGUUUUAAUUUCGAUUUGUGCAAUAAUUGGAAAUGGAUUGGUAAUUUUGGCCGUUGUUAGAAAACCAGCAAUGCGAACAGCAAGAAAUGUUUUAAUUGUUAAUUUAGCUUUAUCUAAUUUAAUGUUGGCAUUAACUACUGUUCCAUUCCUUUGGCUUCCCUCCAUUGAUUUUGAUUUUCCUUAUUCCAAUUUUUUCUGUAAAUUUGCAAAUGCUUUACCGGGCUCAAAUAUUUAUUGUUCUACAUUAACUAUUUCUGUAGGGAUUUUUUUAAAAUAUUUUUUAAAAGAAAUUAUUUUUAAAAUCAAAAAUUUUAUAAUUCUUUAA